GCGAUACAGUCGUAUGCCACGUCAAAGACAUCGCUACGAAAGCACAAUGCUCUACACUACUCUAGUCAUCAUCCUAGUCAUCGGCGCGGCUGUGGGCGUGCCCGAAGCCACCCGGAAUGAUCAGGUCACCCACGACCGCCCCGACCAGCUCGAGGCCAUACAAGACCCCGCACCAGAUGACGUGGUGCAAAUGGAGAAGAGAUCUCCCCACUAUGACUUCGGGUUGGGCAAACGCGCCUACAGCUACGUCUCAGAGUACAAGAGACUGCCUGUCUAUAACUUUGGAUUGGGGAAAAGAUCACGUCCGUACUCUUUCGGUCUAGGCAAGCGUUCCAUCGACGUGGACCAAACUGAAGAGUUUCCCAACGAAAUGGACCAGGGGUCUUACGACGUAUUCGACCAGUACGAUGAUACACCAGCUUAUGAAGUAAAGCGAGCCCGCCCCUACAGUUUCGGUCUUGGCAAGAGGUUAUCACAGGACGAGGACCCCGAGGAGAAACGCGCAAGGACCUACGAUUUCGGCCUCGGCAAGCGACCGCAUAUGUACAAUUUCGGUCUCGGCAAACGCGCUAGAAACUACAACUUUGGUCUUGGGAAACGCCUUGUAAGCAAAUUCAAUUUCGGCCUUGGAAAACGGCAGAGGGACCUGCACAGGUUCAGUUUCGGCUUGGGCAAGAGGUCCGUGGAUAUGACAUACGACGAAAACGACAACUAUCUCGAUGUUUAGAUUAUUUACGGAAUUCCGAUGAGAACUUGUGUGGGAUACGACGAUUAUGUAUAAUGUGAAUUGUUAAUAUUUUAAGUUUGUCUAUGGUUUUGUUUAAAUCUAAGAUUAUAAUAAAAUUAAUUCAUACCUACUCCGAAAUUUAUCUUCAUCUUUAUAUUUAAAUGGGAAAAUGACGUCUUGUUUAACUCGCAUUUAAAAUAGGGAAAAAAUAUAAAGUUUCUUUUAUGUAUACGUAUAAUCUGGCGAGGAUUUCAUUCCACGUAAGUUUUCAUUCUUGUCACUGUUUCUAGUCAGAAUUUUUUUGGUAUUUAUUUCAUG
Messenger RNA from Pararge aegeria (speckled wood butterfly), 1045 nucleotides. RefSeq names its product helicostatins (gene AST-A). Gene Ontology annotation, molecular function: neuropeptide hormone activity. The coding region runs from base 14 to 727 and encodes 237 amino acids. The transcript is spliced from 4 exons. NCBI's taxonomy places the organism in Eukaryota, Metazoa, Arthropoda, Insecta, Lepidoptera, Nymphalidae. The record is from RefSeq and is a predicted model, not a curated record.